This is a messenger RNA of Labrus mixtus (cuckoo wrasse), 2055 nucleotides long. It is a transcript of the gene sgcg, whose product is annotated as sarcoglycan, gamma. The coding region runs from base 174 to 1046 and encodes 290 amino acids. Gene Ontology annotation, biological process: cardiac muscle tissue development; heart contraction. The transcript has 8 exons. NCBI's taxonomy places the organism in Eukaryota, Metazoa, Chordata, Actinopteri, Labriformes, Labridae. Gene Ontology annotation, cellular component: sarcolemma; sarcoglycan complex. The record is from RefSeq and is a predicted model, not a curated record.
GGUGAUCAAAUGGCACAAUCAGAGUUGGAUUUAUGGAACGCAGCUGUUGAGUGGCUGACAGACGUGUCAGAAGCUCAAACACUGCUGCUUCACAAGCUGUACGUACAAGCUUGAGCUCUACUUUCUGUUUAUAAUAAAGGACACAAACAACAAACAACGGACCCGGCCAGCAGAUGGUGAGGGAGCAGUAUGUCACCACCACCCAGGGCAGCAGUAACCCAGGGCUGGUGCUCGACGACUUCCACAAAAUUGGCAUCUACGGCUGGAGGAAGCGUUGCCUCUAUUUGUUUGUCCUUCUGCUUCUCAUCAUUUUGGUAGUAAACUUUGCCCUCACUAUCUGGAUCUUCAGGGUUAUGUGGUUCAAUACGGAAGGGAUGGGACAACUAGAAGUACACUCUGAUGGGGUCAAGCUGGAGAAUGGCGAGUCCGAGUUUCUUUUCCCCUUCUAUGCUAUGGAGAUCCACUCAAGAGAAGACUCUAUUCUUCUAGCAAACUCAUCGGAAAAAGUUUACCUCAAUGCUCGCAGUGAAGAUGGUGAUGUCAAAGGGAGGAUAUCUGUGGGUGCAAAGGAGGCUCAUGGACAUGCUGAAAACCUGCUCAUUAACUCCCAUAAUGACAACAUGCUGUUCACUGCAAAUGGCAACCAGACUGUAAUUGGACCAGACAAACUACGAGUCACAGGUCCUGAAGGUGCGCUGUUCCAGAAUUCGGUGGAGGUACCCCAGCUGAAAUCAGAACCUUUGAAAGACCUGAGGUUGGAGUCUCCUACUCGCUCUCUCAGUAUGGCUGCACCAAAAGGAGUUCAUAUCAAAGCACUGGCUGGCAACAUAGAAGUUGCUUCUAACAUGGAUGUGUUUCUGCAGUCAAGUGAAGGACUGCUGGUGCUGGAUGCUGAAACUGUGCGCUUGCCAAGUCUGCCCCUGAGCGAAGAAGGGGUUUCUGGAAAUGCACAGGGUCUCUACGAGGUCUGUGUCUGUCCAAGUGGUAAGCUCUUCCUUUCAAAAGCUGGGGUCACCUCCACCUGCAGCGAGUAUCAGCAGUGCUAGGACAUGACAAUCUCCCUUGCUCCAUCAUCUGAGAGGAAACAUGCACAACUGUAUACCGUCAUACAUGAGUAUUUUUAAUUAAUACAACAGACACUCUGUGAUGGUCUCAGUGUUUAACUCCAACUGAUCCCUUAAAAAAAGGCAGCUGGUAUACAUUUUUAGAGAUGUUUAGUCACAUCCAAUACCCAAUUUGCAAUCUCUUCCAAAUUCAUCUCAAAGCUUUGUGGAGAAUUAUUUUUCCACAAAUAGUAUCAUAUAUGGGCAAUGAUGAGCUAUUAAGAGCUUACAUAAUGCAGUUUUACCUUCCGGUGCUAUAUAUAAUCUGACACAUAUCAAGGGCUUGUAAGAAUAAUGUAUUAAAAGAUAACCCUUGAAUAUUCAAGAGUUCUUUUGGUAUAGUUUUCUUUAACAUAUUUGUUAUUAGAAUUAUUUGGGGUAAAAAUUGGAGAAAAUCUAACAAAUAUUCUUUGUAGUGUCAAAGUUUAUUCAGGGUUAAAAGAUUCAAUUUAUUUAGACAAAACACUACUUAUUUGUUGUUUUGUUAAUUUGUUUUUUGGGACAAAGAUACUAUUUCCUCAUGUUACUAUUGUGAUAUCACGUGUGUGACUGUUUUUUCAGUUUGUAAGAUUAUUAAGUUUGCACUGCAUAAGCAUGUAAUGAUGUAUAAAUAACAAGACAGACGCUUUUUCUUGCAAGUAAUCUUGAAAGGCCUGUGUUUGCUUAGUAUCUUUAUUGAUGGCCAAGAGUCUAUGUGCAUUUAACACAAUAUGCAUGACAAGUAACUUAUAUUAGCCUCUUUUUAAAAUCGAUGUUCACAGUUGACCUGUAUUACAAAGGACUAUAUAUUGGUAAUAGCGACUUUGUGUUAAGCACAAUUUUCUGGCCUUUCUGUAUGUAAGUUAGGCAUAAUAACCAUCUCAUGAUGCUGUGCUGUCAUUUUCAAUAUGCCAAACAGUAGUACAUAACUACAUAUUAAUCAAUACAUUUGUUGAAUAAACUAUGCAUUGUU